ACAUGGAGCGCGGAAACGCGGAAACGCGGAAACGCGGAAAGAAAGUAACUAGAUUCCGCGUUUCCGUCGCUUCUUUCUAUCUCAUUUGAGCGGAACAGCGGAAUUUAUGCGUGUUUUGACUGUUUCGUGUGUGUGUGUGCCAAGAAGUGCAAACAGAUAUAUAAAGAAGUGUAAAACGUUUAUUAUAAUGAACGGCCCAGCUAUAAAGUGUGGAUACUGCGGUUUCAUUUUACGUGGAUCAUGUGGAACAAUUUUAGACCAUCAUUGUUUUAGUGCAUAUGAUGAAAAUACUGAGGCCAUAAAUGUUGACGAAAAUGCCGUGGCCACUAUAAGAAAAAGACAUGAAACUGAAAAUAUACCGCAUACGAAAGAAAGAGAUGUACAGUCUGCACUCACACAAGAUGAGUUGCUGAUUGAAUUAGUUCGUACCCGAAGGCCUUUGUGGGACCAUUCUAUUCCAUUGAAAGAUAGGACAAAAUUAAUAAAAGACAAUCUUUGGCAAGAAAUUGUAAACAUAUUUGAUGGAUCUCUAUCUAUGGAAGAAGCAAAACAGAAAUGGAAAAACCUUCGAGAUCAGUAUACAAAGGCUAGAAAGAAAAUGCGUGGAUACGUGCGAAGUGGUUCUGGGGCGGAAUCUGGCCAUCCAUUACGUAGUUCUUUUGCUCAUUACGAAGAAAUGAAAUUUCUCGACGAUACUCUACAGACAGCACCGACUGUCAGCUCCAUCCAGCCCCUUUUGGAAGUGAAUUCAUCCCAUCUUGAUGACAAUGAUAUGCAAAGGAAUGACAUGGCUGCAGACCACUUCACUUGUGAUGAUUCCACGAUGGACGUUGCAAGUACAUCAAACGCAUCAUCACGAAGAUCAUGUUCACCGUCAGAGGCGAGAAAGAAAAAAGCAAAGAUUGCACAAAGGCAAGCUGAUAUGGAAACUAAAUUUCUCAAUAUAAUUGAUGAAGCGUCACAGAAGAAACGUGAUGUAGUGGACAGCUAUUUAGAUCAGCUUGGUGACAUUUUACGCCGACUACCCUACUUACGACGCAGAAAUCUGCAAAGAAGAAUGAUGGAUAUUGCUAUCCAAGAGGAGGAUAUGGAACUUACGGAGCGAGAGAAUCCCUAAUAAAAAUAUUACUUUCUUGAUAUAUUUUUUUAUUUCAUGAUAUAUAUAUAUAAAAUAAAAUAUUUUUUUAUUCGA
Molecule: messenger RNA, 1192 nt
Organism: Temnothorax curvispinosus
Lineage: Eukaryota; Metazoa; Arthropoda; Insecta; Hymenoptera; Formicidae
Exons: 6
Coding region: 107-1117 (336 amino acids)
Biological process (GO): regulation of transcription by RNA polymerase II
Cellular component (GO): transcription regulator complex; nucleus
Source: RefSeq, a predicted model, not a curated record